This is a messenger RNA of Rhodofomes roseus, 1396 nucleotides long. RefSeq names its product Clavaminate synthase-like protein. The record is from RefSeq and is a predicted model, not a curated record. The coding region runs from base 142 to 1272 and encodes 376 amino acids. The transcript has 11 exons. Gene Ontology annotation, molecular function: dioxygenase activity. Lineage: Eukaryota; Fungi; Basidiomycota; Agaricomycetes; Polyporales; Fomitopsidaceae.
UCUGUCUUGACGCCUUCAUUGAGUUCUACUCGGGGCGAGAUACUGUCUGGCAAGCUCGCGGAAGCAAUAAGUACACCGGCCUCUUCAUUGCUGUUUGCAGCGCAUAUAAGGGGGACUGUCUAGGGGGAUGCACACAAACUUAUGCCAUCAUUCAGCACGCUGGUGCACGCCUUUGCUAAAAUGUCAAGCACGACUUUGCCACCGGUGCCUCAUUGGGUCCCUGCCCCUGCGACGAAGGCAGACCUGGAUUAUGCGGACUUGCCAAUCAUUGACUUCGCGAAGUUGGCGAGCCCGGGUGGCACCACUAUGUUGGCCCAGAAGGUGCAUGAUGCGAUGACGACUUCCGGUUUCUUCUACGUGGUGAAUCAUGGUCAUACAAAAGCUGAGACGGACAGGAUGCUCGAUAUCGGAGAUGCCGCAUUCACUCAAGUGUCCGACCAGGAGAAGAAGGCUUACGAGGGAAACGCGAUGGAAACAGGAACGUUCCAGGGCUACAAGCUGCGUCAAUAUUGGCACAUCGACGCAGGAGUUAGGGAUCAGAUUGAACAGUACAGCAUCAAUCGAGACGUAACGAAGAGGCAGCAUCCGCAAGCACUGCGUCCGUUCCUACCUGAGAUCACUGAGUUUGCGCGAUUCUGUCAUCUCAAAAUUUUGCACCCUGUCCUUCGGCUCCUCGCAACGUGUCUUGAGCUGCCAGAGGAGACGUUCGUCAACCAAUUCCAGUUUGACGCCGAGGGUGAUACCUGGUUCCGCACGAUGAAGUAUUAUCCUCGUUCCGUCGAGGAAGAAGAAAAGACCAAGAAUGUCUGGCUCAAGGGUCAUGCAGACUACACUGGCAUUUCCAUGCUGUGGAGCCAGCCGGUUGCCGCCUUACAAGUGAUGUCUCCAGAUGGUAAAUGGCGCUGGGUCAAGCAUAUUGACAACGCAGUCAUAAUCAAUGCCGGAGAAGCUAUGGCGUUCCUCUCCGGCGGGUACUAUAAGGCGACCAUCCACCGUGUCGUCCAGCCGCCAGAGGAUCAGCGCGGCUACCCUCGCCUGGGCCUAUAUUACUUCGCCACUCCAGACGACGACGUUCUACUCGUCCCGCACACCGAGAGCCCCGUCCUGCAAAAGGUCGGCGUCAAGCGGCGCUUCGAGGACGCGGAUGCACCGACUUCGGAACAGUGGCGAAAAGCUAGUUCUAGUCGGUACGGCCUAGUACAGCUCAAGAAGAGGGACGAUGGCCACGAGCAAGAUGUCGUCCACGGUAUCGUUGUGAAACACUACAAUUAAGAGGGCACUUCUAUAAGUACCUGUUCGCCAGAACGUCGGAAAUACGUUGUCCGCGGCCGCGCACAUACUCUUGAUAGCAUACUUGUCCCAGUCAUAAUGUGAACCUCUCUCCGGUGUCUCUCGG